Messenger RNA from Gadus morhua (Atlantic cod), 1171 nucleotides. RefSeq names its product MORN repeat containing 3 (gene morn3). Bases 265 to 1014 code for a protein of 249 amino acids. The transcript has 6 exons. Lineage: Eukaryota; Metazoa; Chordata; Actinopteri; Gadiformes; Gadidae. The record is from RefSeq and is a predicted model, not a curated record.
GCAUCGGACGUAGGUCUCAUUGACCUCAGUCCAAAAAUCAGUCCAACAAACCAAGGAGAGGGGGCCGGAGUAUGACAGGGUAUGUUGCUAGGUUACCAGCGACGCGUAACAUUGGCCACAAGGUUUGGCUCUGGUCCGGUUCUGGUCCUCAUCUGGGUAGGCUACCCCAACAGCAUGUUGCCGAAAUGGUUAAAAUAUAAAGCAUGGCUUUGGAAGACAACUCGGCUGUUCCUGAAUUAAUAGGCGUUCGACACUUCGACAUUUAUGAGAGUUAUUCAUGUAGGUCUACCCCAAGGCAUGCCAUUUCUGAAGAACACCAACAAAGUCCAACCCCUGGCCAAGUUAUGGGACACGAAGGCCCAGAAAAAUGGACAGCGUAACACAGUGUAUUCUGUAAAUGGAGAUAAAUACACCGGGGAAUGGCAGGACAACAAGAAACAAGGAAAAGGAACUCAGAUUUGGAAAAAGGCAGCUGCGUUCUAUGAUGGAGACUGGAAGCUUGGAAAGCGCGAGGGAUAUGGCACUUUCAGCAAACUAUGUCCAAAAACCAACCGAUAUGCAAGACUCUACUCUGGUGAAUGGAAAAAUGACAAAAAACACGGACAGGGAACAUACUACUACAGCACGACGGCUGUAUAUAAGGGCGAGUGGAGGGAUGGCCGGAGGAGUGGCAGGGGGAGAAUGCACUAUGACAACGGAGACAUAUACGAGGGGGCGUGGCUUCACGACAAGCAUCACGGAUUGGGGAUGAUCCAGCUGGCAAACGGAAACCGAUACGAGGGCAGCUGGCAGGACGGAAAGAAGAAUGGCCAAGGAAGGUUCCUAUUCUGGGAGCGAGGUCAGAUUUACAAAGGCCUCUGGGUGGACGGAGUCUGUAAAUGUGGUACACUGUCUGAUUACGGAAGAGAUGACGCUCCAAUGCCAUCCAAGAGUCCCUUCCCAAAGGUGGGGCUGUUGGAUGCACAGUCGGUUUUGAUGGAGGCAGAAUCAACCUUCGUGAAAAUGUUAUUUUAAUCAUUGGUCUUUAGAAUUAAGUCAGUGCCUUAUUCUCAAUGCAGCAGUCUGAAGGACGCCAUGAGAUAAAUGUGACUGGCAAAAUAUUUUUGCCAGAGAAAAGUGUUUUCUCAAAGCAACUCAAAAAAUAAAUAAAGACCAUCUAAAAUACAAAGUC